AUGGCCUUGCACUGGCUGGCGCCGUUGCUGCGGCGCGGCCACGGCUUCCACCGACCUCUCCAACGUGGGCCUCGGAGCUUUGGGGCCUUUCGGGCUGGCCGGGCGCUUUCUGCCGCCCGGGAUGCCUACACGGUCAUGGGCCUGGACCGCCGCGCUUCGCAGCAGGAGGUCAAGGAGCGCUUCCGCGUCCUCGCGAAGCAGUAUCACCCGGACCUGAACACCGGGGACCGCACGGCGUCUCUGAAGAUGGCGGAGUUGACCAGCGCCUAUGACACCUUGAUGGAUCCCAAGAAACGGGCCGCGCUUGACCAGGCCACGGCAGGCACCUCGGCGGGUGCUGGUCCGGGCUCCAGCUACACAGGUGGCUUCCCCUACGAUGACAGCGACGGUUGGGUGUCUCCGUCCCAGAUGUUCUCGGAGUUCUCGGAUCUCUUCGGCCGCAACUCCCAGUUCCGCCCCAACAUGGACGCCUCUGCGGCACAGCGGGGCGAGGACGUCAGCACUGGCCUCGACGUCUCCUUUUUGGAGGCCGCUCAGGGCUGCGAGAAGGUGGUCUCCCUGAGACUGAAGCAGGUGUGUCAGGACUGCCACGGGACAGGCGCGCGAGAGGGGACGACCUGGUCCAAGUGCCGCGUCUGCCGAGGAACCGGGGUACUCCGACAAGAGAAGGGUAUCUUCAGCAUGGGCCUUCCAUGCCAGAGGUGUCGAGGGAGCGGCAUGGUCUUGGACCAUCCUUGUCGCACAUGCCGUGGCGAGAGCACGGUGAUGAUGACCCGCGACAUUCGCAUCAAUGUCCCCGCAGGGGUUCGCAAUCUCAUGGAGCUUCGAGUUCCCGGUGCCGGGCACGCUGGCAGCCGGGGCGGAAAGGCGGGGCACCUCUUUGUGCAAGUGAAGGUACUGCCGCACGAGAGGUUUCGGCAAGUGGAGGAUGACGUGCAUCUGGAUGUGCCGCUGACAUUGCGGGAAGCCCUCUUGGGGGCGGAGGUCUCCAUCCCUAACCUCGAGGGCAGCUCCGAAAGGCUCAUCAUCCAGGCACCGGCGCAGCCUGGGACGACCAAGGUGCUGAGAGGCCGUGGACCUCCGAAGCCAGGAAACCAGGGCCGAGGACAUCUGGUCUUGCACUUCCUCUUGCAUUUGCCGCGGAGCCUGAGCCCUCGCCAGGUGGAGUUGAUUGAGGAGUUCGACAGCCUCGCAGAGGUUCCCCCCGCCGGCCGAUCGCCGAGGACUCCCAAGGGCUCUGCUCGCGCUCACGAAGAUGCAGCAUGGCAUGGAGCAGCGGAGCAGCUUUGUUGUGCCUCGUUUGACUUGACAGCUUUCCUCCUCGGCGCUGGCGUCGCGGGAGUCGAGCCGGGCCUCGCAGGGAGGACUCCGGGAACGACGGCCACCGAGCUUGGAGCGAGCGAGGACCUGGACGUCAUCGCCAAGACCCGACAGCGUGUUCGCGAGGUGCGGGAACGAGAGCGGCUCGAGAGGUUGCGGGAGGAGGAGGAGAAGGAGCAGCGAAAGAAGGAUGCCCAGGCGCAGCACGAGGAGCGCCUUCGGCGCCAGGAGCACGAGAAGCGGCAACGGCUCCUUGAGAGGAGGGUAGAGCAAGAGUCGAAGAUGGCCAAAGACGCCGAAGAGAAGCGACAUGACCAGGAGCGGCGGCGACAGCAAGAAGAGAGAGCUAAGUCGCUGCAGCGCCAGAUGCAGGCGCGGAUCAAGGCUGAGAAAGAACUUGCUGCAAAAGAGAAGAGAGAGCUGGAGCAGCAUGAGAAGGAACAGCGGCGGCGCACCGAAGAGGAGGCUGCCAAGCGAGCAGCUGAAGCGACGGAGGCGGCCAAGAGAAGGCUGGCGGAGCGGAAGAAGCAGCAGGACAAGCUGCGGAAGGACGAGGAGGAGGCCUCGCAGCGGGCAGAGAGCCGAGAGAGCUCCGGGAACCACCGCGAGCUCUCGCAGCCGCGGCCUGCUCGUGGGGACUCCGUGGAGGUUCUGGCUCGGCGCAAGGCGGAGGAGCGGGUGCGGCACCGGUCGCAGGAAAGGCGCAAGGAGGAGGAAAGGAUCCGGGCACGGGAGGCUUUCCAGAAGUGCGAAGUGGAGGAAGAGCUGCGGAUGGCGAAGGAGGAGCUCGAGCAAAGGCGCCGCUCGGCGGCCCUCCGUGCAGCCUCAAGGCAGCGACGGGAGAAGGAGACAGAGGAGCGGCUUCGCCAGGAGCGGGACGAGCAGACGGCGGCUGCCAAGGAGCGGCGCCUUUUGUAUCGGAAUCCCAAAGCCAUCGCGGAGCUCAAGGCAUCGGAACCCCAAAUGCCGCUGACGUCGGAGCAGCGCCGCUCCCAAUCCCGCCGACGCCAGGCCGAGCAGGAGAAGCUCCAGCGCUACGCGGACGGCCUGCCCGUGGAGGACAGCGGCCGGCCGCCACCGCUGCCCGGGGCCACGGGUGCGCGGCUGCGACGUGGCAGCCGCUCCAAGGGCGAGCGCUCGGGCGGGGGCGGGGGCGGCGCGAACCGGCUCUCGCCGAGCUCGUCCCUGACGGAGCAGACCGGCUGCUCGGAGACGGAGUCGGUGCUGGAGCCGCUGGAGGAGCCCGACGAAAAGCACGCGGACGCAGAGCACGAGGAGAGCUACGAGCACGCCGAGCACGCCGAGCACGCAGAGUCCAAGGCGGAGCUGCCACCGACCCCCUCGGUCGCUCACAUGCUCCACGUUCAGGACGCAAAUGAAGCUGCGGUGAUACCGGUGGCAGAGCUGCCGCUGACGGGGCUUCCGGUGGGCAAAGUGUCUGGGCACCAAGGGAUGGAGGUGAAGGAGGAUAUCUUAGAAGUUAGUCAAGUGCCAGAAGAGCUGGCACAAGAACCGGUGGAAGAACCGCUGGAGCCUGACGAGCUGGAGGAGGUCGAGGUGGAGUCCAACCUGAGCAUCAGUUUGCACAUCAGAAUCUAA
Molecule: messenger RNA, 2919 nt
Organism: Symbiodinium sp. CCMP2456
Lineage: Eukaryota; Dinophyceae; Suessiales; Symbiodiniaceae
Source: the annotation of a GenBank genome assembly